Messenger RNA from Capra hircus (goat), 2235 nucleotides. RefSeq names its product basic proline-rich protein-like. The transcript has 3 exons. NCBI's taxonomy places the organism in Eukaryota, Metazoa, Chordata, Mammalia, Artiodactyla, Bovidae. The record is from RefSeq and is a predicted model, not a curated record. The coding region runs from base 1 to 2235 and encodes 744 amino acids.
AUGCUCACCACUAUACCACCAACGCUCCACAGCCCGGGCGGCCGCCACACGCCGGCCCCGGGCUCGCCCCAGCAUACUCUCGCCGCCGCCGCCUCCGCAUCCCUGCCCCGACGCCCGGCAGCCGGAGGCUCUGCGCCGCCGCCGGCGCCCCCAGCAGCCACGCGGCGCCCCCAGCGCGCCAGCGCUACGCCGUCGCCGGGAUCCACCGGCCCCACCGCCCCAGGGCGGCGCCCCCGCCGCCUUGCGGCCCUCCGGCCCUUCGCUCCCCGCCGCGGCCCGCCAACGCCUCCGCCCUCACCCCCGGCGGGCAACGCGGGGCACGCAGCUUCCAGCACCCAGCUGGCCAAAGCCCUACUCCACCGGGCGCUGGGCGAGGCCACUUCCCACGACGACAAGGGGACACGGGACCCACCUGCCUGCACGCGUCGCGGCGCCGUGACGAGCCGCGCGGCGUGGCCGUCGCGAGCCUACGAGCCCACUCAGGCAGCCACUGGGGGUCGGUGCGUGGGCGAGUGGCCGGGCCGCCAGAUCCGGCUAUGGUCGGGCAAGGCCGUGGGGUCGCCAAGGAGGCCCUCGCCCCGCCGUGGCGACCGUGCGCCCGCCGACGACAAAGGGCUCGGGCUGGAGCGCUGCUCGGGCAGAGGGGGUCGACGGGAGCUAGGCCGGGCACCGCCGUUGGCGGCCCUGGCGCCUCGCCCAAAGACGGCGGGAGGGGACGAAGGGCCCUCGGGGGCCUGGCGGCAGGACAGAGAGGGACCGCGGCCACCAAAAAGGGCGGGGAUACUCACCACUAUACUAACGAGGACGGCGGCGACCGUCCUGCCGCCCGGCCGCCCUCGGGCUCUCGGGCUGCCUGCCCACGCCUCCCCUUGCCCAGCACGGGCCGCCGGCCACCACGGGUCCCGACCCAACCGCGCACCAAACCAACCGCCUCGGUCACAGCGGCAGCCCGCCACCCCGACAGGGACCCGGACCCCCGGGCACUGGACCCUCCCCAGCGCGCGCCGCCUCUUGCCUCCAACGCGGGCGUUCCGCCGGGAGAAGGGGGCGCGAGAAGGCAAGCGGGGCUGCGAGGACACGGUGGGCGCGCGCCGGCCGGCGUCGGGCCAGGAGAGGCGCGGGCGAGGAGGGGCCGGCCCGCCGAGGGCCCCGGUGGGUCCGCGGCGCCAGCUGCCGCGGAGCCAGGCGCCUCGGCCGGCCGCCGCGCGCCGGCUCCGUCGACCCCCACUCCGGACGGCCGCCUGCCUGCCUGCCUGCCUGCCUGCCUGGCGUGGCGCCCCGCGCGGCCCGCCAAGGGCGCCGGUGCUCGCGCCGCGUCGGGUCCCAGCCAGGCGAGCGGCCACGCGCCCAGCCAGGCCCGCCGUCAGGAUGGCCGAGCGGUCUAAGGCGCUGCGUUCAGGAACCUUCAGUCCUUCUCAGCGCCUCUUUCCUCGCCAGCGGGCUGCACCUGCAGCUGCUGCUUUUCCUGCCUCCCUGCCUCCCCCUUGCCUACCCACGCCCACCCUCGCCCAUCCUCCCCCUUCCACUGCCACGGCCCCGCCGCGCCCCGCCCCGCCCCCGGCCGCGCCGAAGCACGCAGCCCCGCGGCGGGUGGCAAGCCCUCCUCGCUUCGCCGGCGCUCCGACAUCUGCCCGGGGAACGGCCUACUCGCCCUGGCAGCCUCGCUUCCACGGCCGCCCCCGCCAGCUCUCCCGCCAGGCCGGCACCCCGUCCUCCGCGCCCGCCCCGCCGGCCCGCCUGCGCUCCCCAGCCACAGCGAGGCGGCCGAGCCCCCGCCUUGCCCGCCAGGGGGGUGCCGCGUGCCCUCGACCCUUCUCCGCCGUGCGUUCUUGGCCGGGCCGCACCUGCCUGCCGCCCGCCCGGGACGCGUGCCACCCAGCCUUCCUGCUGGCCAGCGCACACCGGCCUUCCUUGCACGAGUCCGUCCCGGCAAGGGUGCUCCGCUGGGGAGGGAGCGGAAGCCCUGCGUGCCCGUCCAGCCCACCCCCCGGCGCCCGGCCCGCGCCCCCGACCUCGGCGCCACGGCGCCCGUUCCCGUGGGAAGCCGCUGCCCCGGCCGGAGCCAAGCCCGCCCUGGCGCGCUCCCUGCCUCUCAGCCGGCAGUCCCCGAGCCAGGGGCCGCUCUGCCAAAGGGCCCCUGCUCACCACCACCUCCCCGUCAGAGCCGGACCCCGGGAGCGCGGUCGGCCAGAGCGCAGGAGCCAGGCUCACACGCCUUUUGGUCCUUGGGCCUGA